Molecule: messenger RNA, 979 nt
Organism: Rhododendron vialii
Lineage: Eukaryota; Viridiplantae; Streptophyta; Magnoliopsida; Ericales; Ericaceae
Exons: 6
Coding region: 587-952 (121 amino acids)
Source: RefSeq, a predicted model, not a curated record
UCUCCCUCUCUCUCUCUCUCCUGAUUCUCUAUGCGUGUGCACGAUUAGAGUGAACGGCUGAACGGAGAAAACUCCCCUAAAUCUUUAUCUACCUCCUAUCUCUACUGUUAUCUGUUGAGGUCUCGUUCUACACUGUCCAACCCUAGACCGACGGUUUACCCGAUUUCAAAGUCCUUCUGUGUUUGUGUGUCCAUUAUUGAAUGCCUGUUUUAGUUUUUCUCCAUUGUAAGGUAGAUUUUCUGUACUGUGGUUAUUUUAAGUGAUUGUGUACUCGCAGAUUGCCCAAAGUUGAAUCAAAUCUUCUGCGAACAAGGUAUCCUGUUCACUAGGCAGUGAGACAAUGGAACGCGAGAUUUUACUUGUGCCUAAAGAUGAAAUUUGCACAGAAUGCAUCCUGAAAUGCCAGUACUGCGAGAUUCCUGUGCCUGCUAUGGAUAUACUUGAGCAUCUGGAAGCAUGUGGGAACCGGUCAGAAUAAUGUUUUCUGUGCUCUGAAUAUUUCAAAGUGCGUGAAGCACAUGGCCAUGACGAGGGUGAUUUUCUAGAUUAUGAAGCUGAAACCAGGUGUGCUGUCCAGUAUGAGACAAUGAAAGGUCAAACCUUAGCUGGGCGUAAAUGCAAAGGGUGUACCCAAAGGAUUGUGACAUGCCAGUACUGCGAGUUCCCUGUGCCUGCUAUUGAUCUAUCUGAGCAUCAGGAAGUAUGUCGGAACCGGAUGGAAUAUUGUCCUCUGUGCAGUAGAAAUGUUGGAGUGCGUGAAAGUCACGGCCAUGAAAGCAUCUAUGAUGAUGGUGUCCUAGAUGAUAUAGCCGAAACGAGAGCAAAGAGAAGGCCAUGUCUGUUUUUGUGGGGACGCUUUCUCAUCACCAUUGUGAUUACCUGCAAUGGCAUUCUGUUGGGCUCACUUCUUCUGCAUGAUGAAGAACAAUCAACCGCGGUCGUUGCUGUGUGAAGGCAUAUGCUCUACUUCAUAUCUCAU